CAUUUGAUAUACGCGUAGUUUAUUUUAAAUUGUAAUCGAUACAUAAUAGACACGUAAUAAGAUAAUCUCAAAAAUCAUGCUCCAUUGCACAAAUAGAUUAAAUCAAACUCCAUAAUUAAUGAAGUUACUUGUAACGUAACAAAUCGAUUUAUUUACGCUUAUAAAAGUUCCAGGCAGUUUAUGUUGCACAGUAAUUGAAUACUUUCUUUUCUGCCCAUUCGUACAAUGAAGGGACGAUUAAUAUGGUGGUGGAAGAUUAUUAAACAAUAUUUACAAAACUGUAGCGUACAUGGCGUCAGAUAUCUGGUCGAUGACAAUAUUACAUAUGCGGAAAGUUACGAUCAAGGAUGCGGUGACAAAUUUUAUUAAGUCUCCCGUUGCUGUAACCACCGAGACUAUGUAUCUCGAUUGGGAGACACCUUUUCCCGCCAUUGCUUUUUGCAUUUCUACCAGCAAAAAAAUUAAGACUGACUAUUCUAACACCAAUCCAGGAAUGUUGCCGAAUAAUUUCAAACGUGCUUUGUUUAAAACAUCGGCUGAGGAUCUUUUGCUUGCUUACGAAGGGUUGAAAGCGCCCUGUGCGGACUUUCUUGCCGAAUGCAGUUGGAACAAUGUGAAGUUCAAUUGUUGUACCGAAUUUCAAGAAUUAAAGAAAACUGGCAUCGGAUAUUGUGUCGCGAUGAAUACUUACCACUUGAAGAAAACUAAUCAACCGAGUGUACGAUUUUUCAUCAACCGCACCGUGAAAUACGGCGAUCUGAUAAUUGAUUUCAAGCUAAACGCGAAGGCGAAGGAACACUCUCACUCUUCAUUUACAGUGCACGUCCUCAACAACCUGCAGCUACCGAUGCUCACCAACAUAGAAAAGGACGAGAUCCGCAUGAAGCGUGGCAGUACAACUCCGGUUCAGUUCAUAAUGUAUGAUACAUUCAACGAGGAUGGAGUGAAGUACGUCCCGAUUAUGCAUAGAAAUUGCCGCUUUAUGUACGAGAAUCGCGUUGACAGUCUGUUUGACAUUUAUAGUAGCGACUCGUGUUAUCUUCAGAUGAUAAUAGAACGGAUGAUAAAGUUCUGCGGUUGUGUGCAUUUUUAUUAUAUCGUACCGUCUGGAGCGAGGGUUUGUAACGGAAGCGAAAUGCGCUGCAUAAUCGCCAACAAGACGGAAAUCAUGUCCAAGUCGGAGAAACUCGAACAAUGCAACCCGAAUUGCGAGGGAACGUCUCUGAUCAUAAACCGAAUGGAAUCUUCUGAGUAUGACUCUCUGGAUCGUUCCUCCUCAAGAGUCCAUGUUAUUCUACUUUCGCAACCGGUGAAGAGAUAUCGCCGAUACGUGGUCAACGACAUAUUGGAUGUAAUAGUUGCAGUCGGAAGCGCUUUCGGCCUCUUCAUGGGCGUCAGUAUUUUGAGCUUCUUCGAAAUACCGUAUUGGUUCUUUAUACGUCGAGAUAAACUGGAGAACAAUUUUUCUUGAAUCAACGUUUUGAAAGUCACAGAUUGUUUGAUAUCACGGGUGCAAUCGAUACUGUUCGUUUUACAACGACA
Molecule: messenger RNA, 1542 nt
Organism: Megachile rotundata (alfalfa leafcutting bee)
Lineage: Eukaryota; Metazoa; Arthropoda; Insecta; Hymenoptera; Megachilidae
Gene: ppk13
Product: pickpocket 13
Biological process (GO): sodium ion transmembrane transport
Cellular component (GO): plasma membrane
Molecular function (GO): ligand-gated sodium channel activity
Source: RefSeq, a predicted model, not a curated record